AUGGGUAAUGUUGUGCUCCAGAAUCUUACUUUAAGGAUCGCCGUAUUCGAAGUACUAAGCAUAAGUUCAUCGUUGGUGUACGGAGCGAUCACUCUCAUCUUGUGUCCUCAUCAUGAGUCCACUCAAACAAUGGCAAUUUGCGAGGGUGCUCCUAUGGUAUCGGUGAGUGCUCCCUAUCAAGGAAACGGACAAAAUCAUAGUCUAAGUGACUUUACCAACCCGACGAUCAUCGGGGAGAGUAACAAUCAUCACAAUCAAAGGCGUGGCACAAACUCCAUCAUUCCAGGAUUCACCUCAAUUCGAUUGAAAUCUUAUUUCCAGAAGCACAAUAAUUCUGCUCCUCUGUCUUUUGUAUUUCCAAAACCACCUUCCCAAACUCCUUUGAACAAACUAUCGGACGAUUCUGCAUCGGAUCGAUCCUACUCUUCUGACAAUAGCGAUGAGAAGCCACCUUCUUCUAUUGAUACGAACAAUGGUGGUGGAAUUAUUGUUAACAAGAUUGUUGUUCAUAAGCAAGGAAAAUCUUUGGACAUCAAACAUCCCGAGUCUGCAGCUACUGAUAGAUUUUCUGCCAUCUAUUUUUAA
Messenger RNA from Acaulospora colombiana, 585 nucleotides. The record is from the annotation of a GenBank genome assembly. Lineage: Eukaryota; Fungi; Glomeromycota; Glomeromycetes; Diversisporales; Acaulosporaceae.